AUGUCAUUCUCCAUUACGUUAAGUUAUACAGGUACAACCAUUCUUUAUCCCCUAAAGCUCUCUUUCAAUUUCGCUUUCAAUCUGAUUCUCCAUAAUGGCCAUUACCCAAGUAGUAGGCACUAUACAGGCAACCAUUUCAGUCCCGUGGGAAACCCUUCUGCAGGCCUUGCAGAGGGUGACAACACGACGGUUCUGGUGAUCAUCGGCAGCAUUCUGAUCGGGCUCCUCUUGGUACUGCUUGUGGUCCUCCUCCGUAGGAACAGCUUGAAGGAGGAGCAGCGAGAUGCGCGCACACGGCGCAGUCAUGUUACGGAUUCUCGCGACGCUCCACAUGCCUACGGCCAGCAACUCUACCAGCGAUCGGUGCCAGCGUCCUCUGCGGCAUCCACAGCGCCAGCGCCACCGGCGCCGCAGGCGCCGCCGCCCCGACCACCACCCUGCGCAGCACGACGCGCCUUCGACGCCAUCGAUACUGAUCACAGCGGUUUCAUUACACGCUCGGAGCUUGCGCCCUAUCUCAGGAACUUGCCUCCAGACACCGCGGAGGCUGUCUAUAGAAGCCUUGAUGGAGACAGGGAUGACAGGAUAUCCUUUGAGGAGUUUGCCAAGUACUUCUUCCCUGUCUCUCUGCCGUUUCAAGACCAAACUGAGACCGAGCCUGAGCAUGAGAAGCCAGUCUUGGGCAUUUGUGCCAACUACCUCCUGACCGUCUUUCCAGAACUGGCCCAGGUGACUACAAAACUCGACAAUCCGAAUUUCUAUGAGAUGUCGGCCGUGCUUGCUGCUGGACCCACUGGCCUGGGAUAUGGAAAAACCUGCCCGCGGGAUGGUAAGCCUGGAUGCAGCAUCGUGGACGCCGUCGAGCCGCGUCACAGGGGUCAAGUCACUCACUUCUUGUCGUGGUGCUGGGCCUACAAGUUGAAAGACUUUGUGAGUGCAAUCGGAACCUGGGCCAAGAAGCAGGGCCUUGUGGCUGGCGAUGUCUUCAUUUGGAUUUGCUUUUUUUGUAACAACCAAUAUCGGAUACUGGAGUCGGCUACGCAGACGGGGUCGGACGAGCUCAAGACCAUUUUCGAGAGUCAUCUGUCCAAAGCCGGGAGGAUGCUCAUCAUGCUGGACAGUUUUGAAUCGCCAGCGUAUGUUACCAGGGCUUGGUGUAUAUUUGAAACUUAUGUCUGCUUUUUCAACAAGUUCCCAAUGACGAUCAUUCUCCCCGAACGUGCAGAAGAUGUGUUCCGGCAGAGGAUGGAGGCCGGGGGCCUUCGUGGACUGCGUGAUGAAUUUGGAGCUCUGGACGUCCGAUCCGCGAGAGCUUCCAGCGAGGCCGAUCAACGCAUGAUCCGUGACUUGAUCCUACGAACCACAGGCUAUGACGUAGUGAAUGAGGCCGUUAAGCAGUGCCUGCUGGAUCAGCUCACCUACCU
Messenger RNA from Symbiodinium pilosum, 1424 nucleotides. The record is from the annotation of a GenBank genome assembly. Lineage: Eukaryota; Dinophyceae; Suessiales; Symbiodiniaceae.